Messenger RNA from Penaeus vannamei (Pacific white shrimp), 2913 nucleotides. Lineage: Eukaryota; Metazoa; Arthropoda; Malacostraca; Decapoda; Penaeidae. The record is from RefSeq and is a predicted model, not a curated record.
AUGUUCGUGCUGUAUGAGGAAUGUUCUGGAGGUUGGAGUUGGUGGGGACAAGCCAAAGAGACAAGCCAGAGAAGCAAAACACAAAAGCAAGCCAACAAGUCAGAAAGGCAAAUUAGAAAGGAACUUCAAAGAGGCAAGCCAGAAAGGCAAGCCAUAGAGGCAACCACAAAAGAAGCCAGAGAUAGAGGCAAACCACAAAAGCAAGCCAGAGAGGCAAACCACAAAGGCAAGCCAGAGAGGCAACCACAAAAGCAAGCCAGAAGGCAAACCACAAAAAACACAAAAGCAGAGAGGCAAAAGCAACGAGGCAAACCCAAAGGCAAGCCAGAGAGGCAAACCACAAAGGCAAAACAAAGGCAAAGCCAGAGAGGCAAACCACAAAAGCAAGCCAGAGAGGCAAACCACAAAAACGGCAAGCCAAGGAGAGGCAAACCACAAAGCAAGCCAGAGAGGCACCACAAAGGCAAGCCAGAGAGGCAAACCACAAAGCAAGCCAGAGAGGCAAACACAAAGCAGCCAGAGAGGCAAACCACAAGCCCAGAGCCACAAGGCAAACCCAGAGAAGAGCAAACCACAAAAGCAAGCCAGAGAGGCAAACCACAAAGGCAAAGCAAGGCAAGCAGAGAGGGAGGCAAGCCAGAGAGGCAAACCACAAAAGCAAGCCAAGGCAAGCCAGAGAGGCACAAGCCCACAAAAGCAAGCCAGAGAGGCAAACCACAAAAAGCAAAGCCAGAGAGGCAAACCACAAAGGCAGCCAAGAGCAAACCACAAGGCAGCCAGAAGAGGCAAACCCCAAAGGCAAGCCAGAAGAGGCAAACCACAAAAGCAAGCCAGAGAGGCAAACCAACAAGCAAACCACAAGGCAAGCCAGAGAGGCAAACCACAAAGGCAAACCAACAGAAGGCAAGCCAGAGAGGCAAACCACAAAAGCAAGCCAGAGAGGCAAACCACAAAGGCAAAGCCACAAAAGGCAAGCCAGAGAGGCAAACACAAAGCAAGCCCAGAGAGGCAAACCACAGCCAGAGAGGCAAAACCACAGCAAGCCAGAGGAGGCACCACAAAGGCAAGCCAGAAGUCCAGAGAGGAGGCAAACACAGCAAGAGGCACAAAAAAGCAAGCCAGAGAGGCAAACCACAAAGGCAAACCAACAAAGGCAAGCCAGAGAGGCAAAAACACAGAAGGCAACCAAACCAAAAGGCAAGCCAGAGAGCAAACCACAAAAGCAAGCCAGAGGGCAAACCACAAAGGACCCAAAAGCAAGCCAGAGAGGCAAACCACAAAGGCAGCCAGAGAGCAAACCACAAAGGCAAGCCAGAGAGGCAAACCAAACAAAAGCAAGCAGAGAGGCAAACCAACAAAGGCAAACCACAAAGGCAAGCCAGAGAGGCAAGGCCAGAGAGGAGCAAGCCAGAGAGGCAACCACAAAGGCAAACCACAAAAAGCAAUAGGCCACAAAGGCCAGCCAGAGAGGCAAACCACAAAGGCAAGCCAGAGAGGCAAACCAAAAGGCAAGCCAGAGAGGCAAACCACAAAAGCAAGCCAGAGAGGCAACCACAAAAGCAAGCCAAGAGGCAAGAAGGCAAACCACAAAAGCAAGCCAGAGAGGCAAAACACAAAGGCAAGCAGAGAGGCAAACCCAAAGCAAGAGAGAGGCAAACCAAAAGGCAAACCACAAAGGCAAGCCAGAGAGGCAAACCACAAAAGCAGCCAGAGAGGCAAACCACAAAGGCAAACCACAAAGGCAAGCCAGAGAGGAAGGCAAACACAAGGCAAGCCAGAGAGGCAAACCACAAAAGCAAGCCAGAGAGGAAACCACAAAGGCAAACCACAAAAAAGCAAGAGAGGCAAACCACAAAAGCAAGCCAGAGAGGCAAACCACAAAGGCAAAGCACAAGGCAAGCCCAGAGAGGCAAAACCACAAGAGGCAAACCACAAGGCAAGCCAGAGAGGCAAACCACAAAAGGCAAGCCAGAGAGGCAAACCACAAAGGGCAAAAGAGGCAAACCACAAGGCAAGCCAGAGAGGGCAAACCACAAAGCAAGCCAGAGAGGCAAAAGCAAGCCAGAGAGCAAGGAGGCAAACCACCACAAAAGGCAAAAGCAAGCCAGAGAGGCAAACCACAAAGGCAAGCCAGAGAAGGCAGAACCACAAAGCAAGCCAAGAGAGGCAACCACAAAGGAGCAGCCAAGAGGCAAACCACAAAAGCAAGCCAGAGGAGGCAAGCAAGCCAGAGAGGCAAACCACAAAGGCAAACCACAAAGGCAAGCCAGAGAGGCAAACCACAAAAAGCAAGCCAGAGAGGCAACCACAGGCAAACCACAAAGCAAGCCAGAGAGCAAAACCAAGCCAGAGAGGCAAACCACAAAGCAAGCCAGAGUAGGCCACAAAGGCAAGCCAGAGAGGCAAACCACAAAAAGCAAGCCAGAGAGGCAAACCACAAAAGCAAGCCAGAGAGGCAAAGGCAAACACAAGGCAAGCCAGAGAGGCACAAGAGAGGCAACCACAAGGCAACCACAAAAAGCAAGCAGAGAGGCAAAACCACAAAGGCACAAGGCAGCCAGAGAGGCAAACCACAAGGACCAAAAAGCAAGCCAGAGAGGCAAACCCACAAAGGCAAAGAGAGGCAAACAACAAAGGCAGCCAGAGAGGCAAACCACAAAGGCAAGCCAGAGAGGCAAGCCAGAAAGGAAAUUCAAAGAGGCAAGCCAGAGAGGCAAACCACAAAGGCAAGCCAGAGAGGCAAACAAGAAAGGCCAAGCCAGAGAGGAGAAGGCAAGCAGCAAGCCAGAAAAAUUCAAAGAGGAAAAAGACGAUAAUUACGACAAAUGGGGUCAUAAUCUGGGACUUAAUGGUGUACCUCUAGCCCUAAUGGUGGCUGGGCCCAGGAAGAGGCUAACGGGACGGGAUGCCUGA